AUGGAUAACGCUGAACCCAGUACAUCUGACGGUCGAAAAGGACGAAAUAAGCGUAAAAGAGAUAAUGCAGGUGCGGGCUAUUGUGGGCUGACCCCGGAGGAAGUCCGAAAUCUUUCACAAUAUCUUAUGAGCUCCGAUGAGGAUGAGUCCGAAGAUCCCUUUGCUGACAGUGGAAGCGAGUUUAUUCCCAGCUCGGAAGGUGAAUCUUCAGAGGACGACUACUUGCAAGUGUCUGAAGGUGAAGACAACAAGCAUGAUUCAUCUCAAACGCCGGUCUUGGAACCUGAGACAGCAAUGGACGAGAGAAUGGAUAUUAUUAGAGAACGUACGAGGUUAGAAAUAAAAUGGACGGACAAAGAGUUUAUUCCGCAAGUUUUUGCAUUUGAUAGUACUAAUAGCGGAUUAAGAAAUGUUAGUUUAAAUGAUCAAAGCAGUGAAGUAGAUUUCUUUUUGAGUCUUUUAUCUGAAAAUAUUAUGAACGUCAUUGCCAUCGAAACAAAUAGGUAUGCCAUUCAAAGAGAUGCACCUAAGUGGAAAAGCGUUGACAUUCCAGAACUUUACGUAUUUUUCGCUGUAACUCUGCUUAUGACACGUGUAAAGAAACUGAAUAUCAAAGAGUACUGGACCCAAGAUAUCUUACUCAGCACUCCCGUUUUUGGACAGACUAUGUCAAGAAACAGAUAUUGCGAGAUACAUCGCUAUCUUCAUUUCGCUAAUAAUGAGGAGGUAAAGCCUCACAAUCGAUUGGGGAAAUUUGGAAAUAUUUUGACCGUUCUAAAAGAGAAUUUCAAAUCCCUGUUUUAUCCUUUCGAACAUUUGGUUAUUGACGAAAGUAUGGUCCUUUUCAAAGGUCGCCUCAGUGUUCGUCAAUACAUCAAAACAAAAAGACAUAGGUUCGGAAUAAACUGUAUGUCUUGUGUGAUUACUGGCAUCGUCUUGGAUUUUAUAGUGUACGUAAGCAAAGGCACACAAGAAGAUACUCGUGGAUUGGGUGCUACAGGUGAAAUUGUCAGUAAUCUAUUACAACCAUACAUGAACAAGGGUCAUUCUCUUUUUACUGAUAACUUUUAUACCAGUCCAACUUUGUCAACAUUUCUAUUUGAAAAUAAAACCAAUUCAUGUGGGACCGUGAAACAAAAUAGGAAAGAAAUGACAAUUUUAGACAAAAAACUUAAGAGGGGUGAAUGUGAUUGGAGAAGCAGUGAAAACAUGUUGGUGGUUAAAUGGAAAGAUCAGCGAGAUGUCACUAUGCUGACUACACUACAUGAGAAUAAAAUGGUCAGUCUUCCAAGGAAGGAUAGGGUCACAAAUGAAAACCUUCAGAAGCCAUUAUGUGUCUUGGAAUAUAACAAGCAAAUGGGAGCUGUCGACCGAAGUGAUAUGAUGAUCAGCAGCAUUGAUUCAACGCGCAAAAGCAUGAAAUGGUAUAAAAAACUAUUUUUUCAUACCAUGGAUAUAUGCUUAUUGAAUGCUCAUGCCAUGUAUUUGACACAGAAUCCAGCAAAAGUUCCACUGGCCACAUUUCAACUUGCAGUGAUUAGGCAGUUGUUGGAAAGGUUUCAAAAAACAGCUUCGAGAUCUGUUCACCUGGAUCUUGGAAAUAAAAGACUCACACAAAGACAUUUUCCCGAUCUGGUUACAGUCAAGGAAUGCAGCAAAUCGGCCUACAGGAGAUGCUAUGUAUGUUCCCACAGCAAACAAAAACCUAAGAAAAGAAAAGAAACCAAAUAUAUGUGUAAGGAAUGCGAUGUUGGGUUGUGUCCAGCUCCAUGCUUCAAAAUAUAUCAUGAAGAAAAUCACUUUUGA
Molecule: messenger RNA, 1806 nt
Organism: Acanthoscelides obtectus
Lineage: Eukaryota; Metazoa; Arthropoda; Insecta; Coleoptera; Chrysomelidae
Source: the annotation of a GenBank genome assembly